UCUGCAGGGUUGGUGGUGGUUUUGUUUUUUUUUUAACUGAUAGGCGCCAUAUUCAGAGCAAUCCGUUUCCAUUCUGUUGUUCCCGUUGUACCCACGAGCAGCUGACAAAUUUGUCUUCGCUACUGGAAAAUAAAGAUCGCACUCAAGGAAGUCUUAAGGCAGCCCAAAUCCCCAUCUUCCCGUAGUAAAGAUGGCGGCGCCCUGACUGUAAACGACAGGUAAAGCCACUUCCGCAUUUUUCCUGCGCCCUCGUCCAAGAUGGCGGACGAGGCUACCAGGCGUGUAGUGUCUGAGAUCCCGGUGCUGAAGACUAACGCUGGACCUCGAGAUCGGGAGUUGUGGGUGCAGCGACUCAAGGAGGAAUAUCAGUCUCUUAUCCGGUAUGUGGAGAACAACAAGAAUGCAGACACUGAUUGGUUCCGACUGGAGUCCAACAAGGAAGGGACUAGGUGGUUUGGAAAAUGCUGGUACAUCCAUGAUCUCCUCAAAUAUGAGUUUGACAUCGAGUUUGACAUUCCUAUUACAUAUCCUACUACUGCUCCAGAAAUUGCUGUCCCUGAACUGGAUGGAAAAACAGCAAAGAUGUACAGGGGUGGCAAAAUAUGUCUGACCGAUCACUUUAAGCCUUUGUGGGCCAGGAACGUGCCCAAGUUUGGACUAGCUCAUCUCAUGGCUCUAGGGCUGGGUCCAUGGCUGGCAGUGGAAAUCCCCGAUCUGAUUCAGAAAGGCGUAAUUCAGCAUAAAGAAAAAUGCAACUGAAGGAUCAAGCCACUGAGGCUGGACAGAGGGACCUUUGAUGGGCUACAUACUUGUUUUCUGUUCAUCCCUUACUGCUUCCCUUAGCUCCUUCACCCACAAUUGUUACUAAGUAGCUGCAGCAGGCAUUGUGGGGGGUGGGGGAGGAGCAGUAUUGCUACUGAGUUUUCUAAGGGAGGGGAAAGCCUGGGGCUUUGAAAAACCAAAAGGCCACUUUUUUCCCUUCCCCUAAGUGGAACAGUGUAAGGUCCUGGAGGGAUGGAGGGUGAGGGUACAUAGUCUUUUUGGUUCCUGGAGAUAACUCAUCAAUAAAGUGCUUCCUCU
Molecule: messenger RNA, 1080 nt
Organism: Molossus molossus (Pallas's mastiff bat)
Lineage: Eukaryota; Metazoa; Chordata; Mammalia; Chiroptera; Molossidae
Gene: UFC1
Product: ubiquitin-fold modifier conjugating enzyme 1
Exons: 6
Coding region: 259-759 (166 amino acids)
Biological process (GO): protein K69-linked ufmylation
Cellular component (GO): cytoplasm
Molecular function (GO): UFM1 conjugating enzyme activity
Source: RefSeq, a predicted model, not a curated record